AUGUCUGAUGUGAGAAUAAAAUUCGAUUGGGGCGACGCCAGUGUGGAUCAGCCCAUGCCACAGGCCUUCAAGGAGAAGGAGGUGGCCAAGGCCGGCUGCCACACCCCCCGGGUCUACCGCUUCAAGGACAUCUACGAGGGCAAGAGGAAGCAGCUGCUGAGCAAGUGCCUCGAGGCGGAGCGCAAGCAGCGCGAGUUCCACAGCCGUCCAGUGCCCAACUUUCCCCAGAUCCACGAGCGCCAGGCGGCCAAGCCCGUCGUCCACCGUGUCACCCAGCCGGUCACCCCCAACGUGCUCAAGAACUCUGCUCCGGCGGAGAUGAGGCGCCGCCAGCGGCUGGAGGAGCAGCGCCUCCGUAAGGAGCGUGAGGACUACCAGAAGCACCGCCAGUUGACCACGUUCCGGGCUAGUCCCAGCCCGUUCAGCACUACGCCACGUUAG
Messenger RNA from Drosophila miranda, 441 nucleotides. RefSeq lists its product as uncharacterized. NCBI's taxonomy places the organism in Eukaryota, Metazoa, Arthropoda, Insecta, Diptera, Drosophilidae. The coding region runs from base 1 to 441 and encodes 146 amino acids. The transcript has a single exon. The record is from RefSeq and is a predicted model, not a curated record.